GGCAGAUAUGUAAAUAAUGUAAAUAACAAGGGCAUGGUAUUAGAGUCUGGCAUUCACAAGCAAACAAACACAAGCAAAGGGAUUAGUUGUGGACGAUACACGAUAGAGAAGAUAGAUUCGCUCGAGAGCUUCGCCUGAGACAUUUAUGGCGGCAGCUUCUUCCAGGGCUUUCUUGCUCUCUCGAUUCGCCGACAUCUCACUUUUUCACCACCAACCACCGCCCUACUCCCACCACCUCCUCAUCCGUCCCUUGCCGCCUUCCUUCUCCGCCAUCACCGCCUCCAAGAAACGUCCAGGUCCUGUUGCUAUCGUCAGCUGUCUUAUAUCCGGAGUAGAUGGCGGUGGCGUCUCCGAUGAGUUUGUGUCCACACGCAGGUCCGUCUCGUUCGAUCGUGAAUUCUCCGUCAUCGCCAACAUGUUGAAGAAGAUCGAGCCGUUGGAUACUUCCGUGAUCUCUAAAGGCGUUUCCGAUUCCGCUAAGGAUUCCAUGAAGCAGACCAUAUCUACGAUGCUAGGGUUGCUUCCAUCGGAUCAGUUCUCCGUUAUGGUUAGAGUUUCGAAACGUCCUCUUGAUCUCUUAUUAUCCUCUUCGUUAAUCACAGGGUAUACCUUGUGGAAUGCUGAAUACCGGAUUAUGCUGAUGAGAAACUUUGAAAUUUCUCCUUCUAAUGAUUCGAAAAAGCAAAAUUGUGGCGAGGAUAAUGAGGUUUCAGAUGAGAAAGUCGAUAAAAGUGAAUGUUUAUGUGAUAGUGUCGUGAUGGAAUGUUGCACUGAGGAAUCCGAGAGGUUAAAUCUACAAAGUUGUUUGGGUGAUUUGACUCCUGAAGCCAUGAAUUACAUCCAACAGUUGGAAUCAGAGCUAUCUACAGCCAAAAAGGAACUGCAUGGUAGGAAGCAGGAGAAUAUGCAAAUUGAAAACACAAGAGAAAGUGACAAUGAUCUAUUGAAGUACUUGCGAUCAUUGGAUCCUGACAUGGUGAAUGAACUAUCAAGACCAUCAUCUUCAGAGGUUGAAGAGGUUAUACAAGAACUUGUACAGUGUACAUCAAGAAACAAAGUUGCUUUUCUGGUGUAUGCUAAUGGGGCAUCAUUUGAGAGGGUUGGAGAACAGAUUACAUCUGAGUUGUGCAGUGGGGUUGUUGUGACUUGUGAUAAAGAUAAAACAAGGUAGCUCUUACCAGUACUUAUCAGUAUCAGGCAAAAAUUAGUUUUUCAGCUAGUCUGUCAAAUGCAUUGGACUGGGACUGAACAUGAUGUCAGUCAGGGGACAAAAAUUACAAAAUUUUAUCCAACCAAAAAAGGUGGGAUAGAGGUUUGUGUGUGUAAAUGAUGUAAAUGCCCUUCUUAUCAAUGGUCUUAAAAAGCUAGUCCGGUCACAAACUAGGGGCAUAUCUAGAAGGGUGGAUACAUGAACUUUUGCUUGUAGUAUAAAAAUAGAAAAUAUUUGUAAUGGUAAUACAUUUAUUAAACACUAUUUAAAAUAAUAAUAAUAAUAAUACAUAAUUAGUGGAGCUCUACGAAGAAAUUGGCAAUAGGUGAGAUUUUCAUUCAAUUUGAUCUUGGAGUGGUCAACUUUGACGAUUUUUAGGUUGACUUUUUAAACGGCACCAAGCCAACAAAUGUUGACCCACAACUAUUUGAAGUAGUCAUCAAAAAAUCAUGAUUCAUGAGUCAUUAUUAAAUUUCUCAAAAGAAAGUGUUUUACCAACUUUUUAGUAAAUUAGCUUUUGAAAACCC
Lactuca saligna is the source of this 1737-nucleotide messenger RNA. The record is from the annotation of a GenBank genome assembly. NCBI's taxonomy places the organism in Eukaryota, Viridiplantae, Streptophyta, Magnoliopsida, Asterales, Asteraceae.